Messenger RNA from Passer domesticus (house sparrow), 1146 nucleotides. RefSeq names its product transmembrane protein 243 (gene TMEM243). The transcript is spliced from 4 exons. Lineage: Eukaryota; Metazoa; Chordata; Aves; Passeriformes; Passeridae. The coding region runs from base 227 to 583 and encodes 118 amino acids. The record is from RefSeq and is a predicted model, not a curated record.
CGCGGGGCCCGCGGGGCCGCUCCGCUCCGCUCCCGCGGCGCCGCUGCCGGUGCCGGUGUCGGUGCCGCGGUGUCGGUGCCGCGGAGCGGGCGCGCAGGGGCGGGCGGACGGACGGACGGACGGACGGACGGACGGACGGACGGACGGACGGACGGGCGGGCGGGCGGGCGGAGGCGCAGCAUGAGCGCGCGCCCUCCCGCGGCCGCCGGCGCAGCGCCCCCGCGCCAUGGAGGGAUUCCCCGCCCGCGGGUACGGCACCGGCGGCGCGGACAACCGGCCGCUCUUCGGAGAGACCUCGGCCAGGGACAGAAUCAUCAAUCUAGUUGUUGGUGGCUUAACAACCUUGCUGCUUGUAGUCACUCUAAUCAGUGCUUUUGUCUUCCCGCAACUACCUCCAAAACCUGUGAAUGUAUUUUUUGCUUUCUGCAUCUCCUUGUGUUGCAUUUCUGCUGGCAUUCUUAUCUACUGGUAUCGACAAGGAGACCUGGAACCCAAAUUUAGAAAUCUGAUUUACUACAUAUUGUUUUCUAUUGUCAUGUUAUGUAUAUGUGCCAACCUGUACUUCCAUGAAGUGGGUAAAUGAAGGACAUUGGGAAUACCCAGCAAUGAUGCUGCUGUGUCAGACUGCUUCCAGCUCAGCUCUCAGCUCUACUCGAGACAUUUAAGUGAGAACCACCAGCCUGAGAGGAAAGAAGUGGGUUGUGCAAGGAUAAAUCAGUACAUGAUUUUCAUGUAAAUGUAUAUGUAAUGUCCCUCUUGUUGGGGAGAAUUAUUGCCAUAAGACGUGACAUUCUGCUUUUUUUUGAAGAGCUACUGUUGCGCUUAAUGAACAUUCCAGUUGUACUGAUGUUUCAGAAUGGCACAAGCUUUUUCAUUUUGGAAAAAAACUGCACUUUUUUUUAUUACUGUACAAAUAAACUGCAGCACUGAAAGGAUCUGUGGCAGUAUAAAUAAAUGGCAUCUUACAGUCAAGUAAGACAAAUACUCUUUAUUUUGUUGAAACUGAAUAUACAAUUAUUUCUGUUCCCUAGGCAACCAUUUAAAACUACAACUUAUUUUUCACAUUAACAAAACCACAGACUGAAAAAGACCAACUCUUGAUUAUGAAGAGCUAAUUACAGAAAUAAAUAAAAUAAUUUAUACAAG